Gavia stellata (red-throated loon) is the source of this 8000-nucleotide messenger RNA. It is a transcript of the gene NEXN, whose product is annotated as nexilin F-actin binding protein. The transcript is spliced from 13 exons. Bases 5494 to 7521 code for a protein of 675 amino acids. Gene Ontology annotation, biological process: mitochondrial fusion; homophilic cell-cell adhesion; dendrite self-avoidance. NCBI's taxonomy places the organism in Eukaryota, Metazoa, Chordata, Aves, Gaviiformes, Gaviidae. The record is from RefSeq and is a predicted model, not a curated record. Gene Ontology annotation, cellular component: plasma membrane; axon. Gene Ontology annotation, molecular function: cell-cell adhesion mediator activity.
GGGAUAAAGGAACUAUUGCAUGGGGCAAAAUACUGAUUUUUCUCUUUGGGACCUCCGUUCACAAUUUACUGCCACCCAUGAUUAGGAUCAGCAGAUAUCCUGGAACAUGAAAUUAUGGGCCAGAAGAUCUCAGCAGGGCUUUCCCAUAACAGAGCAGUCUCGCAGCCCACACUACGUUUGCUCUGGAGCCUAUGUGCCCUAUAAUAGUACCUGAAGAGAGUAAGGAAUUAACAGACAGACCUUUUCUACAGAGAAGGGUGAUUUUAUUUUUUUAGCAUAGCAGUUGGACUGUGUGGCACUGUCACAUUAAGAGUAUUUAUAGUUAUAUAAACAGACAUAGAGAAAAUCCUUCAUAAUAAAUGUGUUUUUAUAAAUAACAUCAUAUCUGCAAAGACUGUUCUACUAUAAUAUAAGACUCUCAAUAAAUGAAGUGCAAUAAAUUCGAAGAUUGAGGAAAAGAUUGUGUAUGAAAUUGAAUUAUCUGGGUCAACUGUCAGUAAGCAUUCUAGUCUUUAAUGAUAGGGGCUUAAUGAAGGAAAUACAAGUGAGUGGAAGUAAUUUUGUAUUUUGUAUUUUACAAAAUGUGAAGUUUAGACAGCUGGUGUUAAUUGUCAUAACUCAUUGGCUUCAGUGGAGCUGACAGUUUAUGCCAGUUCAGGAUCGUCUCCUGUGCACGAUAAUUUUAGUAGCUACUUCAGUAUCUGUAAUUUAGUACGACAACUGGUAGUGUCAUUCCAGACAAGUUACAGUAAGGACAUAAAUGUUGAACAUUGCUCUCCUUCCCCUCCUCUUGCCAGUUCUAUUUAAUAUUUCAUUAAAUAUUUUAACAUUGUGGACUGUGUUUUCCUCUCCUAAGUGCUUUGGCUGCAAGUAGUGAAUUUCCGACUCUCACAAUAUGGUUUUCUUAUAUAAUGGAGUCUUCCCUGCAAGUAGAUUACAAAGAGGAGACAGAUGGUAAAUGUAACUUAGACUGUGCCAUGAAGGGCUUAUUUAUAACUCACAGUAGCCACAGGACAGCAGGGAGGCCUCCCGAAAGGAGCAAUCACAGAGGAACGAGACUUUUUUAAAGUCCUGGCUUCGUACUCCUACUGUAAAGAGUAGUAUUCAGGUCAGGAAAACGCUGGUAUUUUUCUGCGUCUCAUGCGAGGAUGUUUAUUGAUUCACUGAAAAUCAAGAACUUUUAUGUUUUCUAAUGAAGAGGAAUUUUAUUAUUUAUGGGAGGUUUUUUAAUUUGGUUAAAGCUGCACAACAUUUUUUGAUCAAUUGAGGACUCUGACCUCCUUUCAGAAAUUGAAAUCAAUUAGAUUUAAGAGGAUGGAUUUUGGGACUUGUGAGCCAUCAAACCUUCUGUGUCCCCUUAAUGGUUUUUUUUUUUUUUUUUGGUUCCCUUCAAUUAUUUUGCCUAAAGUGAGGGUUUAGGGAGUCUGCAUGAAAAGUUGAAAAGGUGCUAUGAUCAUAACAAGUUAAGACACAUCGGAGGUGAUAGCUUACCCAUUUACGGCAAGCAAAUAGGAUGCUUGAAAACGGUCAAUUUUUUUUUUUUUUACAGAGUAUUUUUGAACUAUUGCCUAGUUUCCUCCACAUUAUAGGUUUUGUAUUAAAUUUUCACUUGAAACUUCUUAGAGAUCACUCUAUGCAUUACAGCCAGUCAAACCAUUCUAAUAAUGGCAUUUUCUCUUCCAUUUGAUUCCAGAGGUAGGACCACUGAUCAAAAGAUGGAGGUUAAAUUUCUCUUCUAGGAAAAGUCUCAAUGUAGACCUCCUUUGAAAGUGGAACGGCUGUCUAGUACUUUCAGUACAAACAUUAUAACACCAGACUAACAUUUCCUGAGAUACCUCAUUCAAUCAUAGGAAAGGUAAAAUGUGGAGGAAAAAAAAAUAAUUAGACUAGUGUCAGGUGAAUGGUAGAGGGAUGAGCCUGGAUAGGCAAAGAGAAGCCUAGUAACAAGCUCAAUUCAUUUUUUGAUCACGGUUAUGUUCAACAUUAUAAUCUGGGAUUUUUCUGAGUGGGAAGCUUCAAUGAGGAGCUCUUACAGCUUUUCCUGAGAUAUGUUCAUCUUAGUAAAUAAAAAAGAUGAGACUGAAUCUUAAGAUUGGACAGCUUGAUGACGGGAGGACAAAUCUCCUCCGAAGUAAGUACAUAUACAAGUAGACUCUUGUUGCCUCAAAGAAUAAGCAUUACUUGUAUUAGAUGAACUGUGUAGGAAAAUUCUUAUUACAAAACAAGGAUAUAUAUACAACUUCAAUAUAUAACUAGUUCCUCUCAAAAGGGAAUUGGUGGGAAGUUAUAUUAUUUAAAAGUAGCUAUUGUUAGAAAAUAAAGUAUGUCCAAGUUUCUUGGGUUGGAAAAUCUAUUACCACAUACUUUGUGCAAAGCUAUCGGCAGAUGAUGAAGGCACUGUUCUUCCAUGAUUUGUAGGUGUCAGGACUUCUUGACUUAGCCACACAGCAAUACAUUGACUGUGUGGAUCCUCUCCUAAAGAUAAGGCAGAUACAAAGGAGCUUCAGUCCAGUGUUGUUGUCCCUGAAGCAGUGGUCACUGCCUCACGGACCCAAGCCAAAACUCAAGGAGUGCUUCUUUUUUUUCUUAAAGGCACUGGAUUGUCUUUAUUGGAAAUUACUCAUCUGCCUUGAGGGGUGCCUGAGGCAGGGUCCUGCUGCUGUUCCUGCUCAAGGUUUAACUUCCACAGAGAGAGAUGAAGGUGCAAACACGGGUGGUAUCAUGUUUAGUAAUGCCCUACUGCUUUGUAUCUGUAUGUUUUAGCAUCAAAGGUAGAGGUAGGAUGACUUGCAGAUGCAAAAUGUCUUAGAGCCAGCUGGCUAACUUUCAACAUAUUAAGAGUUAGUGAUGCCAAAGAACUGGAAAGUAGCCUAAAGUAAUAGCAGAUAUGGCAGUAAUCCAAAGGUAGAAACAUACCUGCCACCUUGAGGGCCCACAACCUGUUGGACUGGCACAUUUUUGGAAGUUCAGACAGCAGGAAUUUGCAAAGAAAAUGUCUUCUAACGUUCGCACUGUUAAAGAAAAUUUCAGAUUCGUUAUUUGAGGGAAGGUCUCACUGCUGUCAGCAAUCUUAGUGACGCUCUUAAGGGGUUCAGGUAAUUAGAGCUGUCGGAAAGGUUCGAGACAAAGUUGAUCCAAAAGCUCAAAUACUAAAUUGUGGUCUCGGACUUGUAAACAUAAUCUUCUUCCUACAAUUAAUUGCAUAUAAAAAGCAAUCCAGACUUCGGAAUAGUCAGUUUUUGAAUUACUUUAAGAGGAAGCCAUAUAGGUAGCGUAUGUUGCUGUAGUGAAGGUUAGCAGCAACCUUCACUUGAGGUGUCUAGGUGAGAUGGAAUUCCUUGUGAAAGAUUAUCUUUGGGACUUACUUUUCUGCUCCAGCCCUGUAUGAAGGCUAGAAGGUCUCUAUGUCCCAGGCUACUUCAGUGCAUGAAUUGUACCAAUGCAUGACGUUCCUUUGUUUUCUGAGGGGCUCAUGCAGUAAACCUUUUAUUCAGCUUCUGUAUUCUAAGUACAAGGCUAAAGGCUAUCAGCCACAAGUAGGGAAGAAGAAAUUAAAAAAGCAGAGAAGCAAAAGAAGAGAACAGAGGAGAACUUCGCUAAGACCUGCUUAGAAAAAUGAGGAAGUCAAAGGAUUUUAACUAGUUUUAAGGUUAUACAGAUCACAAUGGGGAUUUUACUUAUAUGCAAGAAGUAAGCUAAAGCUUUCAAAGAUGUGCAAACCCAACUGCACAAUAUACAAAUGCAUAUUAAAGUGUACGGGGACCUUGAGACCACAAGAGUGCUAGCGAAGUUUUCUGCCUUUCUAGACACAACAGAAUUUUAACAUGCUAUUGCUGAUCUGAAACAGUCUAAAUAGGAACUUAUACUUCUAUGUUCACGUGUUCACAAAUGACAAACUGAAGUGCCUUGUAUUCCUGUCAGUCUAGAAAUGAGGUAUUUGUCAACUCCAAUUCAGGGGGGGAAUGACUUUCCAUACUCACUUGUUGAAAAGGAACACCCAGAUGUUCUCCAGAACACCUCUGUUGAAGCUGAAUUUGAAGAGUUUGGAAUUUGUAAAUCAGAGCAGGGAUUGGUAGCUAAAUGCUCUUGUUUCGUAUGUUGUGACUGCUUUCAUUUGGAAGAACAUGACAAGAUAUCCAAGAAUCUCUUCCAAUCUGUAUAGCUACAGCAGCACCAAUGAGCAUUGAUGACGUUGGUGUAUUUUUUUAAGAGCUUAUAUGACCACAGCUCUGAAUGUUCAUUAACACUACAUAAAAAUUCCCAUGUUUAUAAUCUGUUUGUAAUUCAGAAUUAGAGAAUUUAAAGGCUGAGAACUACUAAGAACUUACCUUUCCAUAUCGUGAAAUGCCCUGACUUCAGUUCCUCUAAACCACAAGUGAGAAGCCCUUUCCAGUAGUAAGCUACUUUUCUAGCCUUUUUACUUUAAGCCUUUGAGUCCGUUUGUUUGCACAUUUGGCACACUGAGUUUUUAGGCUCGCCUGGGACUCAGGGCAUCAGUAGAGUACAGACAGCAAUGGCACUGGAGUCAUGUCAUGAUUUCCUUCCUCCCACAAACUCUGACAGACCUGAUGAUUUAAAAAAAAGGAAAAUCCUUGCCCUGAACUUAAAGUGCCUUUCUGUUAGGUUCCUAAUAAAUACAGUGUAAUUCAAAAUUUGUAACACUUUUCUCUUAAAAAAUGCAGUGCCAUUUCCAGCCCAAAAUUAAAUAAAUACUUUCUCUAAGGUAUGUAUGUGGCUUACCUAACUCAUUUCAUAGUUCUUAGCACUACUUUUCCCUAGAAUAGCCCUAGGAGAAAGGAAAGCAUUGUUUUGUAUUCCCAUAUUGGAUGAAGAGCUGAGAGAGUUGCUGGCCUGGCUGAGACUCAAGCAAGAGCAUUCACCCAGGCAGGAGCUCCAGCUGCAUCUCUGAAAUGCAGGUAGGUCCCCCCAGCCAUGGGGCCACCUUUCUUCCUGUCAGCCGUAGAAAGGCGAAGCAGCAUCUCCAGGAGGCUGUGGGGUUUUGGCCUGAGCACUCUGCAAACUUCAUGCAGCCUGAGCUCACUGGCUCGUACAUCAGACUGAAGUGGAGCGGCGGAGGUGCAGAGCACAUUCCUUUCUGCUAGCAUGAGUAUUGAGAAAAACAGUUUCAUAACACACCAGACAGGGCAGCCAGAGCUUGGCUCCAAGGUAUUUUUUCUUUUUUUUUUUUUUUUAAUGGAAAUUAAAAACCAAUAUCUAGGACUAUAUAGAGGGGUUUUGAGCAUGAAUAGUGAAUCAUACGCUUGUUCUUUUAAUUACUGUUGCAUACUUAGAUCCUAUUCACAUCUUCAAAACCCUCAAAGGACCAAAUGAAAUUGUGAUACAUCAAUUUCAGCCUAUGCAAACUGAUUUACAAGAAGAUGGUUAAAGCAUCAUUUAAAAGGAAAAGAAAGGAAUAUAACUACAACUGUUUCUUUCAGGUAGAAACUGAAAGCGCUCUUAAACAUACCAGGUGCAGAGCACAAUACAGUAGCCAUGAAUGACAUUGCACAGAAAACUGAGAUUCUGCUUUCUUCAUCUAAACCCGUCCAAAAAUCCUAUGUGCCCAAGCUUCACAAGGGGGAUGUAAAGGAUAAAUUUGAAGCUAUGCAGAAAGCAAGGGAAGAAAGAAAUCAAAGGAGAUCUAGAGAUGAAAAGCAAAGAAGAAAAGAACAAUAUGUUAGAGAGAGAGAAUGGAACAGGAGAAAGCAGGAGAUGAAAGAACUGCUUGGAUCUGAUGAAGACGAUGACGCAAAAUCAUCUAAAAUAGAAAAAGGUUAUGUUCCAAAGCUAAUAGGAACCGUUAAAGGCAAGUUUGCAGAAAUGGAGAAGCAAAGGCAAGAAGAAGAAAGAAAAAGAAUGGAAGAAGAAAGAAAGCGCAGAAUUGAACAAGAUAUGAUUGAGAAAAGAAAAAUUCAAAGAGAAUUAGCAAAAAAAGCACAGGAGAUUGAUGACUUUAACAAUUCGGGAACUGAAUCAGCAGCAGAGGAAGGGGAUGAUUCACUGCUAGUUACAGUAGUGCCUGUAAAACCCCCCCAAACAUCUGGGAAGAUGAAAAUAAACUUUGAGAACACAGGAAAGGAGAGUGCAGAACAAAGAGAGAGACAGGAGGAAGAAAUGAAGCUAAAAUAUGAGGAACAAAAACAAUUCCUUAAGGAAACAGAGUGCCUUUCAUUUGUCAUGGGUGAAAAUGAAGACAAUGAAACACAAGAGCCUCUGUCUCCUGGUAAGCUGAAAGUAACAUUUGAAGAACUUGAAAGACAAAGACAGGAAAAUCAAAGGCGGCAAGCAGAGGAGGAAGCAAGACAGCGUUUAGAAGAGGAAAAACGGGCCUUUGAAGAAGCUAGACAGCGAAUGAUAAAUGAAGGUGGCGAUGAAGAAUCUGAAAAUUCUGUUAAAGAAUUCCGUCCUGGUAAACUCAGACUCAGUUUUGAGGAGAUAGAAAGACAGAGAAGAGAAGAGGAAAAGAGGAAAGCAGAAGAAGAUGCAAGACGACGCAUAGAAGAGGAGAAAAGAGCAUUUGCUGAAGCAAGGAAGAACAUGGUGCUGGAUGAUGAAUCACCAGAACUGUUUAAAACAGUUUCUCAAGAAUCUCUCAUACCUGGUAAACUGGAAAUUAAUUUUGAGGAGUUGCUGAGACAAAAAAUGGAAGAAGAAAAGAGGCGCACAGAAGAAGAGCGCAGGCAAAAGUUGGAAAUGGAAAAGCAAGAAUUUCAACAGUUGAGACAAGAAAUGGGAGAGAUGGAAGAAGAGUCUGAAACUUUUGAGCUAAGCAAAGAAUACGAAGAAUUAAUAAAGCUAAAAAGAAGUGGUUCUAUUCAGGCAAAGAACUUAAAAAGCAAGUUUGAAAAAAUAGGACAAUUGUCUCAAGAAGAAAUACAGAAGAAAAUUGAAGAGGAGCGAGCUAAAAGAAGAGCAAUGGAUGAAGAAAUAAGAGAAAGGGAAGCUGAAAAAUUUCAAGAGGAUGAUGAGGUAGAUGUGAGACCAGCCAAGAAAUCUGAGGCUCCAUUUACUCAUAAAGUAAACAUGAAGGCCCGUUUUGAGCAAAUGGCAAGAGCCAGGGAAGAAGAGGAGCAGAGGAGAAUUGAGGAACAGAAAUUACUACGCAUGCAGUUUGAACAAAAAGAAAUUGAUGCAGCAUUACAGAAGAAAAGGGAAGACGAAGAAGAAGAAGAGGGAAGUAUUAUUAAUGGUUCUACUUGCGAAGAUGAGGAGGAUCAAGCUCGAUCUGGAGCUCCCUGGUUCAAGAAGUCACUGAAAAACACAUCAGUUGUUGAUGGCGAGCCAGUGAGAUUUACAGUUAAAAUUACUGGAGAACCAAAACCUGAAGUUACAUGGUGGUUUGAGGGGGAAAUGUUGCAGGACUCUGAGGACUAUCAAUAUAUUGAAAGAGGAGAAACCUACUGCCUUUACUUGCCAGAAACCUUCCCAGAAGAUGAAGGGGAAUAUAUGUGUAAAGCAGUCAACAACAGAGGCACAUCUGCUAGCACCUGUAUUCUCACCAUUGAAACUGAUGACUACUAAUGCUCUACUUUAGCUGGAAUCUUUCUUCCCCUCAAAACUUUCUUAUUGCAUCAUCUCUUUCUCUGAUGGGGCCAACUAAAGAAAGCAAGGAUAUGCAUUGAUUUGUCAUUCCUGCAUCAGAUAAGAAUAACCUUCAAAUUGUGAGAGUGUCCAGGUUCCUUGCUCAAUACAAAAAUUAGUAUUAAAGGCUAAAAAGAAGAAAUUAAUGUAUGAAAAAUCAACUAAAGGAAAAAGCUGAAUUAUAAUAGUGCUCCCACAUUUGAAGACCAACUGUUGUGUAGUAGUAUAAAGCUAAAUACACAAUCUGGAAACUUGUGCAGUAGUGUAAAUCUAUUGGUAUAUUUUGCAUGAACACUGAAUAUUUAAGCUGUUUUACUUUAUCCCAGAGGCAUUGAACUGGCAAAAGGAAAUACUUAUUGAUGAUUUUCAAAAACCCCAGUGUACUAUUUUUAAAGAAUAAAAGAUUAAAUAACUGCUCA